Molecule: messenger RNA, 649 nt
Organism: Laccaria bicolor S238N-H82
Lineage: Eukaryota; Fungi; Basidiomycota; Agaricomycetes; Agaricales; Hydnangiaceae
Exons: 7
Coding region: 96-464 (122 amino acids)
Source: RefSeq, a predicted model, not a curated record
UGCAUCCUCCUCACUCACACUACUUCCGUUCAACGUCAGCUUAUAGGGCCGGUCCCUUUACAUCUCACCCACUUCGCUCAAAUAACCUCAACAUCAUGCGUUUAUCAUCUACUUUCGCCUUUAUUACACUGGUUCUUGCCACCACCUCAAUGGCCCUUCCCCGGCAUGGAAAAGGAACUGGUGGCACAGUAAUGGGAGUCGGACCAUGGCCGUCACCUCCAGCGGGGCCUCCGCCGCCUCCGCCUCCUCCGCCAGGGCCCUCAAAUCCCAAGCGCAUAGGGAGGAGGGCCAUCAAAGGUCAACCUAGAGCUGGCCCACGCAAAGUUAACAUGGCAGGUGCGCCAGCUCUUGACCCGGAAGACAUCCAUGACAUAGUAAUGGCACCAUGGCCGUCACCACCUCCCCAGCCACCCUCAAGGUCUGGGCGUAAGCGCAUCCGGAGGACGGCCAUCGAAGUCGUUUGAUCUGAUGGUCAGUGAUAUUUGAAGGACAAUUGAAAAAGGGGUGGUUAGACAUAGGUGCAAUGUUAUUAUUGUAGAUUCUGGGAAUGCUGAGAUGCGAUGUCGUUGUACUGCAGUCACGAGAUGGGUGAUUUCGAAACGUUUGUUUGAAUGUCCAAGACAGAUAUGUACAAAACAGAGAACGCAAC